Messenger RNA from Danio rerio (zebrafish), 1079 nucleotides. RefSeq names its product ubiquitin-conjugating enzyme E2 variant 1 (gene ube2v1). The record is from RefSeq and is marked validated. Lineage: Eukaryota; Metazoa; Chordata; Actinopteri; Cypriniformes; Danionidae.
AACAAGAUGGCGGCCGCCGCCGGAUCAGGCGUGAAAGUCCCCCGUAACUUCCGGCUGCUGGAGGAGCUUGAGGAGGGUCAGAAGGGUGUUGGAGACGGGACAGUGAGCUGGGGUCUGGAAGACGAUGAGGACAUGACCCUCACACGCUGGAGAGGAAUGAUCAUCGGGCCCCCGAGGACCAUCUAUGAGAACAGGAUGUACAGCCUCAGAGUAGAAUGUGGACCAAGAUAUCCAGAAACGCCCCCUUUUGUCCGUUUUGUGACGAAGAUCAACUUGAAUGGAGUGCAUAACUCCAAUGGUGUGGUUGACAUGCGCGCUGUAUCCUCAUUGGCCAAGUGGCAGAACUCGUACAGCAUCCGCGUGGUCCUGCAGGAGCUGCGACGACUGAUGAUGUGCAAAGAAAACAUGAAGCUGCCGCAGCCUCCUGAAGGACAGAUCUACAGCAACUGAGCUUCUUCUCCUCCCUCUCUCUCUUUCUCUCUCUCUCUCUCUUUCUUUCUCUCUCUCUACCUUCAUCCACAACAAAGUCACACACGCAAGGCUGAGCAUUCCUCCUCCUCCUCCUCUUUCUGGACUCAUGAGAUAUCCUCCGUUCUCCUCUGUUCCUGACACUCCCCCACGUGCUGCAGCAGCCAAUGAGCAGUCCUGCCUCCGGGAGCUCCCAUUGGACAGAAACCAUGGAUGUAGUGGUGUGCACAGCAGAAUACUGUACAUCAUUCUAAUCUCUUUUUUUUUAAAUGUUUAUUUGUUAUACAUGCAAAAUUGUAAAAAUAACAAAUGAUCUUAUUGAGUGUAAUCUGUGUGCCCUCAUUUGAGAAUUAGUUCAUGCAAGUGUAAAUGAAUUUGUGCCAUCGUGUAACAUGCUGUGUGGUGGGAAUAUUUAGAUUCAUAUUUCUUGUUUCCUUUCAUUUUUCCUAUUGAUGAUGAUGAUGAUACUGCAGUCAGCAGUUCAGACUGUUUAGUCUCUGGCCUGAGCAUUUUAGAGUUGCUCAUUUUAUUUUUAAGCAGUCUUUUUCAGUUUUGAAGGUUUUCUGAAAUUGCUUUACAUCCAAGAUCAAAACACUUUAAUUUCCUCAUAA